Molecule: messenger RNA, 327 nt
Organism: Necator americanus (New World hookworm)
Lineage: Eukaryota; Metazoa; Nematoda; Chromadorea; Rhabditida; Ancylostomatidae
Exons: 2
Coding region: 1-327 (108 amino acids)
Source: RefSeq, a predicted model, not a curated record
AUGCCGCUCUGUCUCACCUUCAUCGACUUGAAGAAGGCUUUCGACCCAGUUGUGACUGAAGCGGUCAUGAAAGCCUUGGACAAUCAAGGAGUCCCCACUCAGAACAUAAAGGGAGCUAACCCGCUCGGUUAUAAGAACAUCAAAGAUGUGGUGAAGAAGAUCAUGAACACAUUGCUUUGUGCUCACCUCUUCAACACCAGCGUACUUCCUGCCUUAACCUAUGCUUCUGAAACCUGGGCAUUUGGCAAGCAGGAAGAAAAUGCUGUGGGCGUUAUCAAACGCUCAGUGGGAAGAGUGAUAGCAGGAGUAUCCGCUUCAAGGAAAUAA